AUGUGUCCCCCAGUCAGUGUUCGCCAUGGGGCCAAAGGCAUGUCCUGCCUCUAUGGUGCCUGGCUGUACCAGCUUGUCCAUGGAGAACAUAUGAAGAUCUGUUUUGCCUGCUUCAAGGCAGCCUUCCUGGUCGUUAAGAACAUGCUGGAAAUGGGAGACUGGGAAGAGGAAGUGUGGGAUUCUGAGCCCAUGGAUCUCUCAGAGGCAGGAUCUGAGCCCGAGGAAUGGCCUGGGCUUAGCUGGGGAGAGGGCCAAGGUCACCUGCCACAUGCCAUCUCUGCCUCUGCAGGUUCUGGGGCUCUGGCACCAGGCCUUGUAGGGACAGAGGGGAUAGCACUGGGAGCCCAGCCUGUGCCCACUGAGCUGGGGCCUCAGGAAGUUGUACCCCUGGAUCUGGGUCCUGAGGAUGCUGAGUGGACCCAGGCCCUUCCCUGGAGAUUUGAUGGCCUUUCUCCCUGCUCCCACUGGCUCAUCCCUCCUCUGUCCUGGUGGGAUAUUUUCAAUGUAAGUCCAUCUCCCGGGCAACCUGUGUUGUUGGAGUUGAGCCCCGCCUGGCCCAUGGACCCGUUGGAAGCAGAAGCUUGGUUGGUAGACCUGAAGUUCGUUUUCCUUUUGGGUGGCUUCGAUGCCAUUUGCUACAUGCUGUCCAUGACUCCCUGCUGGGCUGUGAGAACCCGUGUCCAGCGCUGGCAGGUGUUGCUGGACCCUGGUGAGGUGAGAGUGGCCCAGUUGCAGAAUGCACCUGAACAGCAGGACCUGCACCGCUGGAAGCUGAGCAUCCUAGAGUCCUCAGAGCUGGGGGUGGAGCUGGUGCCUGCUGACUGCAGCCUGCGAAAGGGAGGCUUCAAGGUGCACUCUUAUCUGCCCUGGCACAGUAGCACCCCAGAGGCCUGGAGCAGGGAACCAGGGGAGAGGCUCCUUGUCGUAGACCUCGUAUCUCUGAGGGAGUUGCCUUGCUUCCGUUCCCCCUCCCCUGAACCACACAACUAA
Messenger RNA from Apodemus sylvaticus (European woodmouse), 990 nucleotides. RefSeq names its product testis-expressed protein 19.2. Gene Ontology annotation, biological process: placenta development; spermatogenesis; male gonad development. The transcript has a single exon. Gene Ontology annotation, cellular component: nucleus; cytoplasm. NCBI's taxonomy places the organism in Eukaryota, Metazoa, Chordata, Mammalia, Rodentia, Muridae. The coding region runs from base 1 to 990 and encodes 329 amino acids. The record is from RefSeq and is a predicted model, not a curated record.